AUCCCAUGUGCCAUACAGAGAAUUUAAUGGAUAAAAUCUGUGAUUUAUGAAUUACAUUUUAAUGGAAAAAUAAUUGGGAGAUUAUAUAGCAAAUUACCACCACUGAGAACUUUGGGUAAUGUUACAUGGAAUAAGCAGUUGAGCCAGUAGAUAUUUGACUUAUUGAACUCAAAAGCUGUAUUUUCAAUUUCAGUUUAUGUGCUGUGAUUUUAGAUAAGGUGUAACAUUUGUCAGGGACAUUUGAAUACUUGAAAGUGUUUGAACCAAAUGUUUGUCUUCGGUGUGAAUUUUAUUGAGAUUAUUGCUGUGAAGAUAGAAGUACCAUCAAGAUUCAUGAAGAAAAGUAACCAGUAGUCAUUCUUUAUAAAUACAACUAAUGGACACAAUUUUAUAGAAUUGAACCAGUUAAAUCUAAGAUCAUCACAAAAAUAAGGCUUCAUAGUAAUUUACCUGGUGGAAGUGCACUUUCUUACGCAAUAAGGGACUAUUGGUUGAUUUUAUGACCAUUGAAUUUUAGAACUGCGCUCUCAUUAGUUGAAAACUUGCGUAAUGGACGGUCUUUUGUUGAACUGCAUUUCUGUUGUACCUUGUGGAACUUCCUUCACUUUGGGAUUGGGAUAAAGUGGGCUGAGUAUUCAAUACUUGAAAAAAUAAUUAAGUUGCUAAUUAUCUGUUAUCAAGAAAUCUUUAUUUAAAUCAAAAUACUUCAUGAGUAGUUGAGACACUCAUUAUUGUAUACACCGAGUUGAUGUCCCUUUAACCUUGGAAGAGAGUUCUCACGUGUAACCUUGGAAGAGAGUUCUCAAGUGUGACCGUGGAAGAGAGUUCUCACGCAAGUUAUGUGACAUGGAUGAGACUGGGGAGAUACUCACCCCAGGUGGAACUGCCAGCAGAUAUGAGCUUCGACCCAGGACCCCUAGCACCCCUAAACGCUCGGGCACGCCCUCCACACCUACGGCUCGCAAGAUCCUCAGGUCUUCCAACACCCCUGACAAUGUCCCCAGGGACCUCACCACUCCCCUCAAGUCAGCCCAACACACACCAAGCAACCUGGUUCAGAGAACACCACGAACGCCCAAGACAGAGGAGAAGACGGUGUUUCGUACGCCGAUGACCUUCAAGCCGCGGAUAGUUGGCAGUCGCGUGGUGCCGUCCCCGUCACGUGCCGAGAUAUGGAGACAGCAGCUGGGACUUGAGGAGGCUGAUGAAAGUGAUAAGGAGAAUCCAACAUCAUCAGAUGAAGAGGAAAACAAACAGAAUGUGGCCCCACUGGUGGAGUUUAGAGCCCUUCAAAAGGAGCUUGCAACCAAGGAUGCACAAAGGGAUGAGUGCUUACUUCUAAUAAAGAAUUGCAAGGAGAAGAACCGGCUCUACAAAGCGCGGUUGGAGAGGGAGGAGACCACGAAGCGUCAGCAGCUGAGGAUACUACGGAAGACCCACGAGUCUCAACUGCAGGAGAAGGAGCAGUUCAUAGCCACCCUGCAGGCCAUUGUCAAUGAACAGGAGGAGAGAAUACGUGAGCUUGAAGAGGUCUCAGUGAGCACACCGCGUAGCAAGCGUGCCACCCGCAGUGCCCGUAAUGCAGCCCCAGACCCUGCGCCCACCGCCCAGGCCUCCGAACACCUCUCUAAACUUGUGGACGAUGUGAGACGGCUCCAGUCACAGAAUGGGUCUCUCAUGUCACAACUCAACGACGUUCAAAUUGAACUGACAAACGUGCGAGAGGAACACUCAAGAGAGAUCGAUACCCUUCAAGAUUCCGUCGAGAAGACUCGGUCCUUGACCAAUGGCAGUGAUCUGAAAAAGUCUAGUCAACACAUCUGUUGUUCACAUAGUAGUCAGGUGUCCGUGUUGGAGAGGCAGUGUACUGACCUGCAGACAGAGCGGCUUCAACUGCUCCAGGACCUCACAGAGGCCCACAACAACAACACCAAGGCUACCACAGUCUCCAAGUUGGCCAAUCAUAGACAACAGCAACUUGAGGACGAGGUUAAGCGGCUGAAGUCUAGGUGUGCACAGCUGGAAGGGGAGAGCACUGCUAGGAGUAACCGUGGUGAUGACCUAACCUCGGUCCGGGAAGAGGUCGCGACCCUGACGCAGGAAAAUAAUAGGCUGCAGCAGAACAACAGGGAACUGCAGCUGCAAGUCAUGACCCUGCAAACUAAAUCACCUGAGGUUGUCACGGUUACGAAGAAGGUUGAAUCUGAGUCACUACGUCAACGCUUUGAGGCUGUGAAGUCAGAGAACGAACUACUGAAGCACACAUGUGACGCACGCAAGCAAGAACUGCACGAGGCCCAGAAUCAAGUCAGAUACCUCGAGAAAAUGUUGUCUGUGACGGAGACAGCCAAGAAGAAGGCCGACAGUGACCUGUGGUCGGAACUCGAGUCUCUGCACUCCGAGCACCAGGCUGCAACCAAAGCACUCCGAGAUCAGAUGGAGGCUGAUAAGCACGAUGCUGUCCAAGAGAUUCAAGCCAAACUUACCACAGAACACAAGGAUGAGCUACAAGCAAUAGUUCAAGGUUUGAAAGACAAGCACCAGCAUGAACUACAGGAAUCUGAGGAAAAAAUGUGUGCUUUAAAAGUGCAAUAUGAACAGUUGGCCUCUAAAUUUGAGAUGGAAAGGGGACAAAUACUCUCUAAAAUGGAGGAAGAAAAGUUUGAACUGCUCUCAAGAUUGGAGGAAGAAAAGGAAGCCCUGAAAGAGGAAAUGAUUACCCAGUUGAAGUUGUUUGAGGAAAACAUGUUGAAGCUUGAACAUAAAUGCAAAUUGGAGAAUAGGCAACUGGAGGAGGAUUUGAUGAUUGCAAAGACAGCCGCUGUCAACAGGGUGAGGGAGGAACUGCAGCUGGAGAAGCAGGUGUGCCUGUCAGCCCUCGAGGAGAAACUAAAAGAGGAGCAUGAAGAUGAAAUAGAAAAGCUUACAAUCAACGUCAAUAAUCAGAUAGUGGAGGCAGUAGAGCAGGAGAGGCGAUCUACCAGUGAGAGAAUGGUCGACCUUGAAAACAAAUAUGGCAGCCUCGUGAGGCAGUUGGUCUCCACGGGACCUGUCCUAGCGCACUUCGUAGAGUCGUACAUACUUCUGCAGAAGGAGGUCAAGCGUUUACCGAAGAUCAUUGAGAAAACAGUGUCAGGUGUCACUCAACAGGUGAUGGCUGCCAUUUUGGGUGUGAGUGAACACAAUAAGGAGCUGGUACACAAGUAUCAGAAGGAAAUGAAACUAAGGAAGAAAUAUCACAAUGAACUUGUCGAACUGAAAGGUAACAUCCGAGUGUUUUGCCGUGUGCGGCCACUGAUCAGGGAGGAUGGCAGUGGUUCCCAGGCAGAGGACAUUGUGACCCUGGACCAGGACGACAGCGGGGUGCUCUACAUCAACAGCAAGGGACGCACUCAGACCUUCGAUGUGGACCGCGUGUUUGGAGAGGGCAGCACUCAGCAGGAGGUGUUCGAUGAAGUCAAGGCCCUCAUUACCUCAUGUAUUGACGGCUACAAUGUGUGCAUAUUUGCCUAUGGCCAGACUGGCAGUGGAAAAACAUACACCAUGGAGGGUACCAGCGAGGAUCCCGGUAUCAACCAGCGUGCAUUGAGUCUUCUGUUUGAGGAGACCGGCGCCCGGCGUGACUGGGAGUACACCAUUAGUGUCAGUGUGCUGGAGAUAUACAAUGAGAUGAUCAGGGACUUGCUGGGUGACGACGUUGGCUACAAGAUGGAGGUGAAGAUGAACCCAGAUGGAGGCUACCACAUACCUGGCCUGUGUUAUGUGCAUGUCAAGACUGUAGGAGAUGUCAAUGAGUGUUUUCGCGUAGGCCAGUUGAAUCGGGCCACUGCAGUCAACCAACAUACUGAACAUUCCUCGCGGUCCCAUGCCCUGCUGUGUGUGACAGUGGUGGGAGUGAAUAGAACCACUGGGGCUAAGACCACUGGUAAAUUGAACUUGGUGGAUCUGGCUGGCUCGGAACGCGUGAGCAAGUCAAAGGCUGACGGAGCAAGACUCAAGGAAGCCCAGUCUAUCAACAAAUCCCUGUCUUCACUCGGCGAUGUUAUCUACGCACUGCGCUCCAAACAGUCCCAUAUCCCAUAUAGGAACUCCAAACUUACAUAUCUACUGCAAGAUUCUCUAGGUGGUGACAGCAAAACCCUGAUGAUUACACAGGUGUCUCCUGUACGAAAGAACGAAGCGGAGACGAUUUGUUCCCUCAACUUUGCUCAGCGUGUUCGUAACGUAGAACUGGGCGCGGCGACAAAGCGUGUUGAAAAUGGCGAUGGCACUGAGGGUUCCACAGAGGACCAGAAUGAUGCCAACUGUUCCACCCCUCAAAAAGUUCCACUGGUGGGUAAACCUAAUACACCCAAAGUUGGAAAAGAUAGCACCCCGUCCUCAAAGAGCGUGAAGACCAACGUGAGCACCCCUACGUCAUCUGUGAUGAAUGUCAAGGCCAGUACGCCAUCCUCCAGCUCCAAAAUGACACCAGUACAACAGAUGAGGAAGAAAUAAUCUGUGACAUGACACCAGUACAACAGAUGAGGAAGAAAUAAUCUGUGACAUGACACCUGCAUUACAGACUAGGAAGAAAUAAUCUGUGACAUGACACCUGUAUUACAGACUAGGAAGAAAUAAUCUGUUACAUGACACCUGUAUUACAGAAUAGGAAGAAAUAAUCUGUGACAUGACACUGUAUUACAGACUAGGAAGAAAUAAUCUGUGACAUGACACCUGUAUUACAUACUAGGAAGACAUUAACUGGGAUGUGAUUUUUGUGCUGUGUUGAUGUAAGCAAGGAAAGUUGCAGAAUCAUACAAACAGGUCGCCAUGGCGUAGUGGAUAUAGUGUCUGCCUAGCGAUUGGGAAGGUCAGGGGUUUGAACCCCACUGGGAGAGUUCCCUCAACCUCCCCAAAAUAGACACCAAGUACUGGUUAUAGGCCCAGGAAACUGAGAGCGUUUCAACAAGCCUAAGACUUUCUAAGCAAUCGAGAUAAAACAAAAAGGUUUAUCCCAUUUUUGCCUAGCGUCUAGAAAAAAGGCCUUGGCAAACAGCGUAGACCCAGAUGACACGCUGCAUGAUGCGGCGUCUCAUCUGGGUCUGCGCAAAUUGCUUAAAGGAAUUUCUGUAAGAAAUAUUCUAAAUAUAAAAAUAAUUAUACUAGACAUCCCCAAUUUUGUAUAUAAAUUGAUCCAAUUUAGAAGGAUGGGAGAGUCCACUUGGCAUAAAUGGGUUAAACUAAACAAACAGCUGAUGCUGCACUUCGGAAUGUUAUGGUUUGGUUUUUCUGCCCAUCUAAGCUAGUGAUGUGAUUGUAAAAAUCAUAUUGCUCUUGAAAUAUUCAUUUUAUAUCAGAAAUUUAUAUUGUUGUCCUUGGGGGAAAUCUAAAGAAUGCUUCCACAGUUGGGACCGAACCCAAGACCUCCCGGUCACUAGGCAGUCACCAUAUUUAUUACACAAAAUUAAUUUGAAUUUUUUUUAGAUAAGGACCAAUAUAACAUUAAAAUUCCCUGUGUA
Dreissena polymorpha is the source of this 5501-nucleotide messenger RNA. RefSeq names its product kinesin-like protein KIFC3. Gene Ontology annotation, biological process: microtubule-based movement. NCBI's taxonomy places the organism in Eukaryota, Metazoa, Mollusca, Bivalvia, Myida, Dreissenidae. The record is from RefSeq and is a predicted model, not a curated record. Gene Ontology annotation, molecular function: microtubule motor activity; microtubule binding; ATP binding.